Molossus molossus (Pallas's mastiff bat) is the source of this 1756-nucleotide messenger RNA. RefSeq names its product transmembrane protein 65 (gene TMEM65). The coding region runs from base 525 to 1253 and encodes 242 amino acids. Gene Ontology annotation, cellular component: mitochondrion. The record is from RefSeq and is a predicted model, not a curated record. The transcript is spliced from 7 exons. NCBI's taxonomy places the organism in Eukaryota, Metazoa, Chordata, Mammalia, Chiroptera, Molossidae. Gene Ontology annotation, biological process: cardiac ventricle development; regulation of cardiac conduction.
CGGUGUCGGCGGCGGGGCGGCUGGAGAGCGCGGCCGCUUCCGAGGGCGCAGAAGCCUUUCCGAGUGGGAACAAGGGCGGGCAAGAGGGUGGGAAAGCCGGCGGGAGAGAAGGGCGGCGCCGGAGGAGGGCGGCGCGUGGCUGACUCAUCCCUCUGGAAAGGCGGACCGACAGACACAAACGCUCGCGGAACCCGCCCGCCCGCGCCGCUCCUCCACAGGCAGGAGGCGCCGGCCCGCACCGCCCGCCCGCCCUCCCUCCCGGGGCUCUCCCGGCCCGGCCGCCUCAGACAAACUUUUCCCCGUCCGAGGGACCGGAGCUGCCGCGGGCCCUUUGGAAGGGAACAGGGACGGCAGAGGAGGCGAGAGCCGUGCGGGCCCGGGGAGUGCAUGGUGCCCGGCGCCUCGGCUGCCCAUCUGGAGGACAUCGGGGCGGGGUCGGCUGAGCCCAGCUCCUUCUUCUAGCCUCAGCCUCGCCAGAAAUCGCCCCCCGGACUGCCGCCGGGGUCCCCGCGCCCCAGCCCGCCAUGUCCCGGCUGCUGCCGCUGCUGCGGAGCUGGACCGCGCGCAGCCUGAGGCCGGGCCCGGCCGCCGCGCCCCGCCUGCCGUCCUGGUGUGGCUGCGGGCGGGGGCUGCUGGCGCUCGCGUGCCCCGGAGGCUCCCCCGGCGGGCCCCGGGCGCUGGGCACCCACCCCAAGGAGCCCAUGGAGGCGCUGAACACGGCGCAGGGCGCGCGCGACUUUAUCUACAGCCUGCACUCCACCGAGCGGAGCUGCCUGCUCAAGGAGCUGCACCGCUUCGAGUCCAUCGCCAUCGCCCAAGAAAAAUUGGAAGCUGCACCACCCACCCCAGGACAGCUGAGAUAUGUAUUCAUCCACAAUGCGAUACCUUUUAUAGGGUUUGGCUUUUUGGAUAAUGCAAUUAUGAUCGUUGCAGGAACCCAUAUUGAGUUGUCUAUUGGAAUUAUUUUGGGCAUUUCAACUAUGGCAGCCGCUGCUUUGGGAAAUCUUGUGUCAGAUUUAGCUGGUCUUGGACUUGCAGGCUACGUUGAAGCUUUGGCUUCCAGGUUAGGCCUGUCAAUUCCUGAUCUCACACCAAAGCAAGUUGACAUGUGGCAAACGCGUGUUAGUACACAUUUGGGCAAAGCUGUUGGGGUGACUAUUGGCUGCAUUCUAGGAAUGUUUCCUUUGAUUUUCUUUGGAGUAGGUGAAGAAGAUGAAAAACUGGAAAAGAAAAAUAAAAAUAAACCUUCUUAGAGUACCUAUAAAAAGAUGUAAACUAAUGUACCUCAAUGAUUAAAAAUGCUGUCACAACAUUAGGAAUUAAGACAGUAACAGUGUAUAGAUAUGGGAUCAAAUUAUUCAGCAUGUAUUAUGGAAAACACUAACUUAUUGUUGCUUGGUUUUCUUAGGACAUCUUUUUUUAAAAAAAUUGUUUAGUAUCAUUUUAUGUAAAUUGUUGAAAUGCUUUUUCAUCAGUGGCAGUCAACAUUUUACCUUUUCCUUCUCUUUCUUUAUAUAUCCAAAUAUCAUUUAAGUGUUAGUCAUUGAUGUACUGUACUGACUUGGGGUUUGCUUAUUUGUUACUUAAUGUGUACAUGCAUGAAAGCAUUUUCUGUUGUUGUGUUCCCUACAGUUACAAUUCAACCUUAAGAUUUUUCCAAAUUACAUAAGAUGUUUAAUGUCAGUUGAAGAUUUUUUAUUCUCUUUCUGGCAACAUCAUUUUUAUACUGUUUCACAGUAAAAAUUCACAAUAAUAU